AUGUCAGACCGAGAGUUUGGAGGCAAGUAUAUAUGCCCCGCACCCCUCCCAACCGUCCAAAAAAUAAUAACAGAGAUCCUCCCCGCUUCAUCCGGGCAAACCUUCGCUAAAGAUGCCCGCGACCUCCUCAUAGAAUGUUGUGUCGAGUUUAUAACGUUAAUAUCCUCUGAGGCAAACGAUAUUAGCGAGAAGGAGGCGAAAAAGACCAUCGCGUGCGAACACAUCGAGAAAGCGUUGACGGAUUUGGGUUUCGGAGAGUAUGUACCCGAUGUACUGGCAGUGGCAGAGGAACACAGGGAGCAGUUGAAGUCCCGUGAGAAAAAAGUCAAUAAGAUGGAGCAGAGUGGCCUCACGGAAGAAGAGCUGCUCAGACAACAGCAGGAACUAUUCCGUUGUGCUGGCGAGAAGUAUAAUGCGGCCAGUUGA
Histoplasma capsulatum G186AR is the source of this 426-nucleotide messenger RNA. RefSeq lists its product as uncharacterized. Gene Ontology annotation, cellular component: negative cofactor 2 complex. The transcript is spliced from 3 exons. Gene Ontology annotation, molecular function: protein heterodimerization activity; core promoter sequence-specific DNA binding; TBP-class protein binding. The coding region runs from base 1 to 426 and encodes 141 amino acids. Lineage: Eukaryota; Fungi; Ascomycota; Eurotiomycetes; Onygenales; Ajellomycetaceae. Gene Ontology annotation, biological process: chromatin remodeling; positive regulation of transcription by RNA polymerase II; RNA polymerase II preinitiation complex assembly. The record is from RefSeq and is a predicted model, not a curated record.